UCGUUUUGUAAUUUCUGAAUUCAGACCAGUAAGAAGUAAGAACCAGCUAGAGAGAGAGAGAGAGAGAGAUGGUUCGUCUGCGGGGAGGUGCAAAGAGAGAGCAAACAAGCCCUCUGGGAGAAAUUGGCGACGAAAUUAAAGCAAUGGACGUAGAAGAUGACAAUGCUCGAGAUGGCAAGAAGAGGCAUGAGAUUGGGGACCAAACUGAUUCCUUUGCCGAAAUGAAUACUAAGAACCUGCUCAAACUUUUGGAAGACGGGACUAAAUGUGUGGGAAACCUUGUAGAGUUGGAAAGAAUCAAAGAGGGGAACAAGGUGCUUGUUAGGGACAGGGACAUGCAGCGGAGGGUUGCUGAGAAGAAGCCGGAAAUUCAGAAGAAGGAUAUGAGAGUGGAAGCAUGCAUCUCUAAACCAGCAUUGCAGCCUAGUGCUGAUGAAUUAGCCCGAGCUAAAGCGGAGGCACGCAAGAAGAUACUUCCCUGCCCUCGCUGCGAAAGCUUGAACACAAGAUUUGAACAGUUCAAAUAUUCCAAUCUACGUAAAGAAAAACGUUUGUGCAGAGAUUGUAAAAGAAGCUGGAUUGUUGGUGGAAAGUUAAGAAGGGGUGGCGUUAACAACUCUCUUAAGCUAGGGUUAGUGUCUCUGUGAAGUUCCAAACUGGUUUUGUAAAAGGAGGACUCCAGGAGUAGAUGGCAAGAGGUGUAGUUUUGUUAAGUGCCAUUAUAUAUGUAUGCAUGAGGAGGUGCUGCAGAUCUUACUAGUGAGGACAGCUUUUGAUUGUGGAGGAGAUUUGAAUGAUAUGUUAUGGUUGACAAUUAUAUUAUGAUUGUGAAGGAGGUGUAAUUUCAUAGCAA
Messenger RNA from Malus domestica (apple), 853 nucleotides. RefSeq lists its product as uncharacterized. The record is from RefSeq and is a predicted model, not a curated record. NCBI's taxonomy places the organism in Eukaryota, Viridiplantae, Streptophyta, Magnoliopsida, Rosales, Rosaceae. Gene Ontology annotation, biological process: regulation of DNA-templated transcription. Gene Ontology annotation, molecular function: DNA binding; DNA-binding transcription factor activity.